Molecule: messenger RNA, 3102 nt
Organism: Oncorhynchus kisutch (coho salmon)
Lineage: Eukaryota; Metazoa; Chordata; Actinopteri; Salmoniformes; Salmonidae
Product: sphingomyelin phosphodiesterase 4-like
Exons: 19
Coding region: 195-2570 (791 amino acids)
Biological process (GO): glycerophospholipid catabolic process; ceramide biosynthetic process; sphingomyelin catabolic process
Molecular function (GO): sphingomyelin phosphodiesterase D activity
Source: RefSeq, a predicted model, not a curated record
ACAUGGGUGCGCUGUGUUCACAAGAAAGCUGCGGUCGCGUGCCAUAUCCUUUUAGGGAAAUGACAUCAUUUUCGCUUCACGCUGCUGUGUCUAAUGGAAACGCGGUAGAUUGGAACUUGAAAGUCUGAAAAUUUGUAGUCUUGGGAGGUGUCAAGUGGAUUUUGAAACGUGACCCGUCUCGAAUAGAAUCUUAUAUGGCUGCCCCAGCCUUGCAACAGCCCAGUUUUCUUCUGGCCAAUCUGAAAGUUGACUCGACCACCAAACCUUUUCUCCAGCGGUGCCAGGAGCUGGUGAAGGUCAUUGAUGACUACCCUGCAAAGGAGCUGCACCUGAUCUUCCCCUGGCUUGUAGAGAGUGUUUUUGGCAGUCUGGAUGGGGUCAUCAUGGGCUGGAACCUGCAAUUCCUGCAGGCACGCAGCAAUGAGUACAACAUCGUCAUGGACUUUCUCGAUCCUAGUGGGCCAAUGAUGAAGCUUGUGUACAAGCUUCAAGCAGAGGAGUACAAGUAUGAAAUACCUGUCAGCUUUCUCCCUGGUCCUGUAAAGGCAUCUAUACAGGAAGGUGUCCUCCCAGAUUGUCCACUUUUUCACAACAAGCUGCAGUUUCCUCUGUCUGGUCUCCAGACACUCAGCCUGGCGCUCAAUCCAUUUGAAUAUUACAUGUUCAUAUUUGCUUCCAGUCUUAUCACACCAAAGAACUACCCUCUGGGCCAGCAUGUGAGCAGCUUGGACAAUGCGUACUUUGUGCUUGUGGACACCUACCUCAAGUACUUCCUCCCUACAGAGGGCAGCGUUCCUCCCUCUCCAUUCGCCGACAAUAGAGGCUCUGUGUCUCCACCUGCUCCCAGGGCUCCCAGCGUGCCUUUUGCAGGGUAUGGCAUCCACAGCACCAGCCUCCUCAAGCGCCACAUAUCCCAUCAACCCUCGGUCACUGCUGACCCUGCAGCCCAGGAGAUCUGGAGGUCAGAGGCAUUACUACAGGUUUUUGUGGAGAUCUGGCUGCAUCACUACUCCCUGGAGAUGUACCAGAAGCUGCAGUCCCCCCAGGUGAAGGAGACUUUCACCCCGACAGAGGAGCACGUUCUGGUGGUGCGUCUCCUGGUGAAGCACCUCCAUGCCUUUUCCUGCAGCCUGAAGCCUGAGCAGGUCUGCUCCUCGCCCUCGGCCCACUCCAGCCCCCUGGAAGAGUUCAAGAGGGUGGUGGUGCAGCGUUUUGUCCAGCAGAAGCUCUAUGUGUUCCUCCAGCACUGCUUUGGUCACUGGCCUUUAGAUGCCUCCUUCAGAGCGGUGUUGGAGACGUGGCUUAGCUACAUCCAGCCGUGGAGGUACACAGGAGAGAAUACCAAUCCUCAGACAGACCAGAACAAAGGUGUACCUGAGAAAUGGGGAUUGUUUGUUCAGGAGAACCUGCUCAUGUACACAAAGCUCUUUCAGGGCUUUCUCAACAGGGUGGUACGCAUAGACCUGGUCAACGUCAAAAAUGCAUUAAUGGUCUUCAGGGUGGCCAAAGUCUUUGCUCAGCCAAACCUAUCAGAGAUGAUUCAGAAAGGAGAGCAGCUGUUUCUGGAGCCGGAGCACGUCCUCCACCAUCGGCAGCACCGGGUCUUCCUCACGCCAAGCCAUGGUGGCAGCUUCCUGUCUGCCCGGCAGUCCGUGGUGACAGACGGGGUUUUCAGGGUGAAGAGCCACGUGUACGGCCUGGAGGGCCAGGACUGCCAGUACAAACAGAUGUUCGGCACAGAGCUGAGGGGCGCGGUCCUGAAGCUCAUUCAGAUCAUCGCCCAGGCGAGGCAGACAGCUAAGAGGAUAUCAGAUCACUCAGCUGAAGUGGCAGCCAAUAACUCCUUCAUGUCUUGGUUUGGAAUGGGCUCCCCCGACCUCAACUACACCUUCAAUGGAGGAGAGGUGGAUGACACUGGAGAAUGUGUCAAGAAGACCCACGAGUUCCUGGAGAGGUCACUGGACUACCUCUGUCAGAUAUUUCGUCUGAAUGCAGGGCAGCUUUCUCAGCUGAUGGCAACCCUGGGCUCUGGUCAGGACGAUGGGAACUCCAGGCAGCUACCAGACUGUGUUCAGGGUGAGAAUGGACUCAUCCUCACAGACCUGGGCCGAAUGCAGAUCAUCAAUGGACUGCGUAGAUUUGAGAUUGAGUACCAAGGAGACCCAGAGCUUCAGCCCAUCAGGAGCUAUGAGAAUGCCGUCCUGGUCAGACUGUUUUUCAAGAUCUCGUCCCUGGUGAAUGAGAGGUUCGGAGGUCACAUGGAAGUUCUGUGCUCGCGGCAGGACUUCCUGGGCCGGUUGGGACGACACUACCUGGCCAGCCCCGAGGUCAUGGCGGACGGCAGGCAGAGGAGCCCAGAGACACGGCGAACAGCGGAGAGGAACCGACGGCCGAGGCUAAGUCUGCGCACACUGGCAAGCUACAGAACCCUGCUGAUGCUUCUAUUUCUCUACCUGUUUGGGGUGCUGUUCUCAUUCGGGCCCAUAUCCAGCACACUGCUCAUCCUUACAGGCGGCUUUCUCUAUGGACUCUUCAUAACCCUGUUUGGAGAUAAACUCAAGUCCCAGUAGCAGGGGAAUGAAAAGGCUUUUUUUGCCACAUGCCUUUGCUUGGCCAUCUGUUAUGAUAUAUUCAGUCCCUUUUUAUUCUUGUAAAUAAAUACAAGUGCAUUGCUUUUCAGAUGAAGUUUGCUUAAUCUUUUUUUUAAGCAGUUUUACUGAUUGACAGUUGUAUGAUUUAAUAUUCUAACAAAAUAUUGAAUGUUUUUCAAUUGAACAUUGAAAGGAUGGUGGUGAUUAUCCUCAAACUACAAGAUUGACCGGUGUAAUAAAUAGUUACAUGAGUCUUGCACUAGUAUUUUGAAUUGAUGAUAAUCAUUUAACUGAAGAUGGUAUUCUUUGCCUUUAUCGUUUUUGUAUGAUUGCUUGUCUGUAUGUGUGAGCUUGCAAAGACGACAGAAAUGUAGUUGUACAAUGUUGCAUUCGAAUGACAGAUGUAUUUCCCGCCACCGAUUGAGACAGUCUGGUUGUCAUGGCAACGUAUGCAGGCGUUGCGGUCCACUAAAGACAGGUGAGAGGAAAAAUAAAUCGUAAGUGCACAUGG